Molecule: messenger RNA, 300 nt
Organism: Prunus armeniaca (apricot)
Lineage: Eukaryota; Viridiplantae; Streptophyta; Magnoliopsida; Rosales; Rosaceae
Source: the annotation of a GenBank genome assembly
AUGAUUGUGGAGGAUAAGUGUGACUACGAUGCUCCAGAGGUGUUUGAACCCGAUCCCAUGAACACGUCAUUGACAAGAAUAUAUGAAAGGCCGAUUGGACCAAAUGGACUACCCCUAGAGCCCGAACUGUUAUUUCGGUAUGGUCAAUUCAACAACCCCAUGAUUGAUCGGUAUGAAGAAAUGCAAUCUACAUAUGUUCACGAGAUACUUGGUCGAGCACUUGUGGGAGAUGAAAGGCAAUCACAAUGGAUGAAGUCAAGAUUAGUGCUUUGUUUGGAAUUAUGCUUUGUUUUUAAUUAG